This is a messenger RNA of Trichomonas vaginalis G3, 585 nucleotides long. RefSeq lists its product as uncharacterized. The coding region runs from base 1 to 585 and encodes 194 amino acids. Lineage: Eukaryota; Parabasalia; Trichomonadida; Trichomonadidae. The transcript has a single exon. The record is from RefSeq and is a predicted model, not a curated record.
AUGAAACUUAUAGUUUGCAAUGAACUUCAAAGUAUAGAUACAACAAAAGUUUUGAACUCAGAUGCUUUGAAGAGUCUUAUAACAGACAAAGUUGGAGUUGUUGAAAGAAAGUAUAAAGACCAAAGAGUUUGUGAGAAUGUUGCAAACUUCAUUAUGGUUUCAAACAAUGCUGUUCCGAUGAAGUUAGAAAGUUCUGACAGAAGAUAUGUAGUUGUCAGAACGUCAGAUUCUCAUAUGCAAGAUACAGAAUAUUUUGACGACUUAGCAGAAACUUUGACAUCUGACUUUUACAACCACUUGUUCUCAUAUUUCAUGACAUUAGAUAUUUCUAAGUUCAAUCCAAGACAAAUUCCACAUACCGAAGAGAGACAAACAUUGUUAGAAGCAAACAAGAGUGUAUAUGAACUGUUCAUAGAAGAAAGCGACUUUGAGUGUUUAGAUGAAAAGUCUUUAUAUGAUGAAUAUAAACAAUAUUGUCAAGAAUAUGGUUAUAUGGCAGCUUCUAAACGUACAUUCUUGGCAAAUGUCAAAAGUCUUUUAGACGUACAGAAUGGUGUAUAUACAAAGAAAAAUUUUUCUGAGUAA